This is a messenger RNA of Chiroxiphia lanceolata (lance-tailed manakin), 13216 nucleotides long. RefSeq names its product glypican 6 (gene GPC6). Gene Ontology annotation, cellular component: extracellular region; plasma membrane; synapse. The record is from RefSeq and is a predicted model, not a curated record. Gene Ontology annotation, biological process: regulation of signal transduction; cell migration; regulation of protein localization to membrane. Bases 1 to 1743 code for a protein of 580 amino acids. NCBI's taxonomy places the organism in Eukaryota, Metazoa, Chordata, Aves, Passeriformes, Pipridae. The transcript is spliced from 10 exons.
AUGCCGGCGGCGCGGGGGGCUGCGCGGCGCUGCGCCCUGCCGGGGCCGCUGCUGCCGGGGCCGCCGCCGCCGCUGCUGCUGAUGGUGCUGCUAGUGCUGCCGGCCGCGGGGGCCGAGGGCAAGGCGCGGAGCUGCGGCGAGGUGCGGCAGGCGUACAGCGCCAAGGGCUUCAGCCUGGCCAGCGUGCCCUACCAGGAGAUCGCAGGGGAGCAUUUGAGAAUCUGUCCUCAGGAAUAUACAUGCUGCACCUCAGAAAUGGAGGACAAGUUAAGCCAACAGAGCAAACUGGAGUUUGAAAACUUAGUGGAGGAGACAAGUCACUUCGUACGCACCACUUUUGUAUCCCGGCACAAGAAGUUUGACGAGUUUUUCCGAGAACUUCUGGAGAAUGCAGAAAGAUCCUUAAAUGACAUGUUUGUUCGGACGUACGGCAUGCUGUACAUGCAAAACUCUGAGGUUUUCCAGGACCUCUUCACAGAGCUGAAGCGGUAUUACACAGGAGGCAAUGUGAACUUGGAGGAAAUGCUGAAUGAUUUCUGGGCUCGGCUGCUGGAGCGGAUGUUCCAGCUCAUAAACCCCCAGUACCACUUCAGUGAGGACUACCUGGAGUGUGUAAGCAAGUACACAGACCAGCUGAAGCCAUUUGGAGAUGUACCCAGGAAGCUGAAGGUUCAAGUGACUAGAGCGUUCAUUGCUGCACGGACCUUUGUUCAGGGGCUGACAGUAGGCAGAGAGGUUGCGAACAGAGUAUCCAAGGUCAGUCCCACCCCAGGGUGCAUCCGGGCGUUAAUGAAGAUGUUGUACUGCCCUUACUGCAGAGGACUUCCCACUGUGAAACCUUGCAACAACUAUUGCCUCAAUGUAAUGAAGGGCUGCCUAGCAAAUCAGGCUGAUUUGGAUACUGAGUGGAAUCUGUUCAUAGAUGCUAUGCUUCUGGUAGCGGAGAGAUUAGAGGGACCAUUCAACAUUGAAUCAGUCAUGGAUCCUAUUGAUGUCAAGAUUUCUGAAGCCAUCAUGAACAUGCAAGAGAACAGCAUGCAGGUGUCAGCAAAGAUUUUCCAAGGAUGUGGCCAGCCUAAACCAGCACCUGCUCUGAGAUCUUCCCGUUCUGUACCUGAAAACUUCAAUACCCGGUUUAGACCAUAUAACCCAGAGGAGCGACCUACAACUGCUGCUGGCACAAGUUUGGAUAGGCUGAGGACUAUCUGGAGGACAAUGCAACAUGGUGUAACAGAUAUUAAAGAAAAGCUAAAGCUCUCUAAAAAGUUCUGGUCAACAUUACCCUACACAAUCUGCAAGGAUGAGCGAGUGACAGCCGGUCCGUCAGUCGAGGAGGAAUGCUGGAAUGGCCACACCAAGGCAAGAUACUUGCCUGAGAUUAUGAAUGAUGGGUUGACCAACCAGAUCAACAAUCCAGAAGUAGAUGUGGACAUCACAAGGCCAGACACCUUCAUUCGACAACAAAUCAUGGCCUUACGUGUCAUGACUAACAAACUGAAGAACGCAUAUAAUGGGAAUGAUGUCAACUUCCAGGACACAAGUGAUGAAACCAGCGGCUCAGGCAGUGGAAGUGGCUGUACAGAUGACAUCUGUCCCACCGAGUUUGAUUUCAUCACCACUGAAGCACCACCUGUCGACUCAGACAGGAGGGAGGUGGAGGCUUCAGCCACACAGCCUGGCUGGUCACUGCAGACGUUGCUUGUCAUCUUCAUCAGUCUCGUACUGCAGAGACAGUGGAGAUAAUCCUGGAUCUUGUGGGUGAAACUGUGUUUUAGCUACAGAAACAGCCAACUUUCUUCUUUUCUUAUACUCUUGGACAAUGGACCACGCCACAAACACUUGCAGUUUUCUACAAGAGAGCAGUACUGCAACCUGCUUCCCAUUUUAGUUUUCCCAAAGAGUACCAGGUACCAGACUGAACUGCUUCCUGCUUUUUUCAGAUAUCUCUGAAGACGAUAUCCACUCUUGAGAGAAUUCUUUCUCAAACCUUUAUUACAGGAGACUUUCUGAGCUUCAUUUCCUUUUAUGCUGCAAAAGGGAAAAAGGAUCUUACGGUGUGUGUUUUUCCCCCAUCAGAGAAAAAAGAGGGGGGAAGAAACUAAGAAAACAGUUUUCUUUCUGAAUCAGGCCUGAUUCAAGGCUGCUGCAUUUCAACAGAAUAUCAAUGAAACAAAAAAAAAAAAAAAAACACAAGAAGGGAACAAAAAAAUGCAACCAUUCUUCGCUGACAGCCAGGUUUCCUUAGGAACUUCUGUAGGAUGAUUCAGGUCAUCAGAAUGAUCAUUGUUAUAGGGAGGAAGGCUGGAUUUUUUUUCCAACACAAAAGUAUGUCUCAACAGUGAAUGUCUUGCACUCCAUGUGCCAACCACAUCAGAUUGGUAUGAAGGCAGUGAUGCUGAAAAAUAAGUUUACCUUUUAGUAUGGUAGUAGCUCCACUAGCUUCAGAAUAUCAUGUUACAGUUGUUUAGUAUUUAAAUCUUAAUGCCCAGUAAAAAUAUGAGUACUAGCACAGUUUCUUUUAGGAUUUAUCCAUGUUAUGCAAUUGGCACAGUUUUCCACUUAGCUCACCGCUGUGAGCUCAUCAGCCAUGACGGUAAUAUAAACAACGCUCUUGACCCCUCAAGGGUUCGGACAGAAAAUAAUCUCUUGUGAUAGAAUCUUUUUCCUUUUGUUACUGUUCUGACAUCGAUUAGAACUUUCUGCUACUAUGUUCAUUAUCCUACCAAAAUGGCAAUUCUCUAAUGGACUAACAGCAACUGGAUCAAUAGUGUGUUUCACACCUAACUACAUCUUUCAUAUCAGUUAAUUUGAGUAUCACAAGGAUUUUGUCUACAAAAUCUCAGAACAAACAAAUAUAUAGUACUGACAUGGAGAUUUCUUUCACUUUUUUAGUCUUAGUAUGAUCAUCUAUUUUUAUAUAUAUAAAUAUAUAUAAAUCACAGAUUUUAACUUCUUAAUUACAAGCUCAGGGUUGACGCUUCUUUGUAAGAAAAAAAACUUUUGGUCAACCAGCUCUUCUUUUUUUUGUGCUGCUCUGGAAAGUAGCCCUUUAAUGACUGGUAAGCAUGAAAAUCAAAGAAGAGAAUUUUUUACGUAUCCAGUUGUCCAUUUCUUAACAAGUUUGCAGGAUGAGGGAGAAAACCUCUCUCAUAUGUAUGCAUUUGUGGGGGGCAUGUGAGUUUGUAUGAUAGGCCUAGAGAAGGACUAGGAAGUUAAUUGUGAUGGCAAUUGUACUCUCAGAUUCUUCAAGCAUACCUUGCUUUAAUAAUCAUUACCUAAAUGACCAUGGUCCUGGAUAGAGUUUUUUGCGUCUGGUCAUAAGACCCAAGGUGGAAGCUGUUUCAAUCCUGGUCAAAUGAGUGUCAACAAUUAGACAUCAAAAUCUUCCUUCUUCCAUCAGCCGCAGACAACGGACUUCUGGGGCAAUGCUGUGUGGUGUUGAAAUGAUUUGUCAGAAAUUUAUUUCCUGAUUCUUAUGUUGACUCUGGAAAUGGUAUAGACAAAUUGUAGUAACACUGUAAAUCCAGCCAACCACAUUACAAUUUAGCAGCAGAGCAGGUAGAUCUUAUCCAUUGCAAUCACUUUUUCUUGUCAAAUUAUAAUUAGCUAUCGAUUUAGGCAUGAAAUUAAAAUAGAAACACACAGCACGUUAGGAUAAAGUAUACUUAAGCACUUUUACCAGAAAGUAUUUACAAACUAUUUAUAUAAUAUGUCUAAUAACAAAAAGCAUAGGUUUUGAGCCACUUGUAUUCCAUACUUUUUCUUUUUCCUGUUUAUUUGUUUGCUUGCUUCAGAGUAUAACGAUAGCAUCAUAGAAUGAUAGAACCAUAGAAUCAUUUGGGUUGGAAGAGACUUUAAAUAUCAUCUAGUUCCAAUCCCCCUGCUAUGGGCAGGCAUGCCAUUCACUAGAUAAGGCUGUUUAGGGCCCCAUCCAACCUGGCCCUGACAGGUGGUCUGUUCCUCUGGGCCCAGAUUAGUGUGCAUGAGUCACUGUCUAAGUGUUCAGAUCACACAAGUCUUACACCAGCCAUAGCAAUGUGUCCCACUUCUCCAAGGGUUCCCCCUGGAGCAGGUCUUGUCAUUCAGUAUUUACUGUUUCUAGGAAGUUUAAGCCAAUUCUUAUUGGCUUUUUUCUUUUGCCCUGGCACAGCAGGUACCAAGCACAGGGUCUUUGUUUUUAAUUUUUUUCCUAAACUUGCACAUGCAUCAUUUUACAGAGAGAACUCUUUAAAAAUCUCCCCUGGUCCAUCUCUUUCUACCCAUCUCCACAUCCCUUCUACCCAUCUCCACAUCCUUUCUACGCUUCUCUUUAGCAACUUUGUUUCAGGAGAAGCUGAGUGUGAUUUUGACUUCUCCCACUGUGUGUUUAUUCAGUGGUAACUGAUACUAUUAUUCUCCAUCUGGAAGCUUAUCAACCGGCAACAAAGUCCAAGGCCUCUAAGGCAAGUCCUCUGUUGUACCUGCUCCACACUGCUAGUAAAGGAGCUGAUGGACUCAUCAGGUCUUUAUGUUGGCCUCAGCCCACACGUAGUGAUCUGGUGACUAUUUUCAGCUGGUGCAACCAAGGUGAGUGUCCAGGGUGUUCUCAACUGUUUGUAGACCUCCACGGACUUUUGGACAAGGAGGAAGAGGGAUCCCUAAGAACUAGGAUGUGUGCUAAAGGCUGUUCUCACUCGGGGAGCUUGCAGCAGGGACCCUCCUCUUCUUGGACUGGAUCUUACAAACUGCUGCUCAAAAAACAAACCAGCCUAAUCUUUGUCAAAAUGUAAUUGUAUCGAGGGAGUUCUGCCAGAAAUUUAUGUCUUCCAUAAUAUUAUUUCUCCUCUUAUUUUCCUACUAUGCAUGGUGAUAUCUUGUCAGGAGAUGGAGAUGCCUUUUCGUGAGGUAUUGUGCAUACAUUUCUUUAAUAGUCCCUAAAGGUUAAAUACUCUGUUCCUACAUUGCAUUUUUCUGAGAUUAAGAGAGCUAUUACAUCUGCAGAGGAAAUUAAUUUGGGAAUGAAAGAAAGAAAAGAAAGAGCAUUCGUGUUCAUAAAUAUGAGACUCUACAUAAUUUCCAAUGUUCCUAUUUGCACAUCCUUUGCAUCCAAUAACUCUUCUAAUAAGGUAAUUUUUUGGUGUGCCACAAUUUAAAUUUCUCUUCUGUUAGCAGCCAACAAAGUAAGAAAUUAUAAAGAAGACAAUUACCUGUUCAAGAAAGUGGAGCUAAGUCCUAAGGAAAAGUCCUUUGGUUGUGUAAACCAUCUAUUCCGCACAAUCCAGAAAUUCUUGACAUUUCGUGUUCUUUUAAAGUGGAGACUAAUAAAAAAUUAGAUGCAAUUACUUACAUAACCAGUGCUUCAGAGCCCUGUGAGGUUUUUCUUUUCAAUAUUAACUGAAUUGCUUUGGCACCAACCCCAAAUUUUUAACGUUUAUUGUAUUGCAGAUUUUUGUACUGAUAACUCAGUACAUAGUAUUAUAACUGCAGUGCAGAAUUCCUGAACUCUGGCCAAACUUAGACAUUCCAAAAGAGACAAUCAGAAGAAAAAAAUUGAAAAAAGGGGGUAGAGAUUUCCAGCGAAAGAGUAAAAGGACAGGAACCUGUGCCUCGGUGUUCUGGUAAGGGUUGAUCUAUCGCAAUACCCUAAGAGAUAUCACAGAACUCUGUCCAUGGAAAACUCCCAAAACCUGAACGUCAGACACAAAAAUCAUCCCAGUUGUGUGGGAUUUUUAUGAAGGAUUAUUCCCACAGAUGUACAAACCAGUUUCACCUGCUUCCAUGCAAAAUGUCUUUACUGUGCGAGUAGCAGCACACUGGGACAGAUUGCCCAGAGAGGUUGUGGAAUCUCCCUCACAGGAGAUAUUCAAGAACCAUCUGGAUGCAAUCCUGUGCAAUGUGCCCUGGGAUGACCCUGACUGAGUAGGGAGGUUGGAGCAGGUGAUCCACUGUGGUCACUUCCAACCUCACCCAUUCUGUGAUUCUGUGAUUCUGUGAGCUGGAGCUGUUCUUGGGAGCUGGACUACACGUGCAGUGUCUCAGUAGGCAGCAGUUGCCUUCAAUUUACUGACUCUGAAUCAUUAUCAAAUGUAACUAUACUUAUUCACUGAGACAUUUAUUACUUCAACGUGAAAAAUAAAUUACAGCACUGAUGCAAGUUGUGUUUUUUGUUUUUAAUUUGCUUCCAAAGGUAACCCAUUAAAACUGAACACAGAAAAUUUUAGAAUGAUUAUGCAUGUUUCAACAGAUUUCAUUUUGGAUAUUAAGAAGAAAUCCUCAUUUCAAAGACCACAAAAUGAUAUUUACUGUAUUAACCUGCAAAUGUUCAAAGCUACUAAAGGAGAAUGAAUAGAGUUAACAACAGUGGAAUAUUACAUAAAAUUGCAAAAGCCAUAAUUUUAAUGGGAAAUUCAGCAAUCAAAGGCUAAAUCUUAGCAUCAGGACUGAGAUUAUGUUGUCAGAACACAAUAGACUCAGUAAUGCCUACUUUCAAGAAAGUUAGGACAGGUGAUGUACUUAAUAUGGCAAUGUUUUCAUUACAGCUACUCAGAGGGACUGUGAGGAUCAUAUUGACAUGUGUAAUUAUGAUCAUUUUUUUGAUAAAACAAUGAUAAAGACCAGAGUACCUUGGUAACAGGGUACAUGAAAGAUAAAUGUUAUGAUAGUAAGCAUUGUCUAAUCUGUUAAACAGUAUAGGAAAUGUAAUGGAAAUCAAUGAAAUUGAUUUCUGGAAGUUUCAAUGUAAUUGAAGCUAAUUUUUAAAGUAAAAUUCUAGCACCUGACAGGAGUGAUGGUCUCAGAUUAGUUUAGUCAGAACAUUUUUCAACUGUUUAUCAUAUUCAAAUCUGCUGACCAAAAUAACCAAUCAAUCACUUGAGGGUAAUUUGACAACAUAACAGGAAAUGUUUGUUUACAGUACUUACUUACUUUUUCUACUAAACUGAUUGUGCAUCAUAUGUGAUCAUAUAACAAACGUGUGCAUUUCACCUGUGUGAAGUCCUGUCACCAUGACAAUGCAAAUGAGAGCUUUGUCAUUAACAAGGAUUUUGACUAUAAUCAGGGAGAAAAAAGAAAGUCUCUUUUUUUCUGGAAGCUGUUCAUAUUUGGUUUCUUUCUGACUCUCAAUAAAAAAACAACAUUGUCCAUAAAAAAGUGACAUUACCAUCAUCACCUGUAAGCUUCCAAAGUUUACUCUGAAAGAGUUGCAAUCUUUCUGCCUGGCUUCCCCACAGCCAAGGUCUCUGGACUGUCCAGAAGUUGAAGAAAGUCGUGUAUGGUUGUCUAUGACUUGAAGUCUACACAAUUAAAUCAAACCAUUUAAAGAAAAUGGGUCAGUAUUUCAAUCAUCUCUCAUUUCACCUUUAUUUUUAAUUAUGCAGCAUUGAUAAUUAACAGUGUAACACACAUGAAAGGUUUUUGUAACACGCUGUGCUAAAAAAAACCUUCUUCCUUUUCCUCCUUUUUUCUGGCACCAGAAAAAUCUGUGAGGCUUCAUACUUAUAGCAGUAAGGCAGCAUCUGGUGUGUAGUUUGUUUAUUAAAUUCAGAACAGCUGCAUUACUAAGAGGAGUUGUCUUUUUCUUGAGAGGGAACAGGGAAUGGGAGUGUCCAUUUGUCAUUAGCAAAAAAGAGGUACAGAAUGGCAAAUAUUUAUUUUAGAUAUAGUAGGGGUCCAUCCAUCCAUCAGCAUUUCUGAAGACAUUUUAAAGCCAAAUUUCCACAGAAUACAAACCUACUCCCACUAAAAUAUAAAUCAAUAUGAUUUUUUUUCCCUGAAAAAAUACAGAUUAUAUGGCUUACAGUUCCAAGCAUAAGUGAAGUUGGAAAGAAAUUUGCCUUCUCCAAAGUGGGAUGCCAGCCAUUUAGACAGCUCUGCUGCUUUCAGCUCCUGGAGCUGCUUUUGUACCUCUCCUGAGCUCCCAUGCAGACCACCCAAAGAAAGGAGCCUCCUGGGUAUGCAGGUUGUCCCUGUGGAUGAUGAAGCUUGUUUUUCCAAGAGAGUUAGAAAGAUAAUUGAGGAGUGAGUCAGGGAAGCAGUGACUUCACAGUGAGGCCCAGUAGAUAUAUAUGACUGUGGUGAAUUAACAGUAAAAUCAGGUGAGGUACAGCUGGUACUCCUCACAUGUGUCCAGCUCUUCCUUUCAACCUACUGCCUAUGAAUUUUCAGUGUAAUCUAAUUAUAACCAUCUACUGAUGGACAUAGCAAAGGCACAAAUAUUGCUUCACAAGUCAGUGGUGUUCUGGUAGUCUGCUGCAAAGUUUCUCUUCUCAGUUUCCUGGUAGAUGUCUCAUUCUCUGUCUUUCGGAGUGUGAGGAAGAGUUUACUACCUUAGACAGAUUUUUGUGUGACAAUAAUACUUUUUUCCUUUUUAAAAAAGUGUUAUUUAAGCACGAAAGUUGUUCACAUCUGUCAUAAAGAUUUCUCAAUUUCACUAUGCAUCUAGUGAGUUUUCUUCUCAAGCCUGAAGACGACAGUCUCAGGGGCUUUGGAAAAAGCCCAAACUCCAUUAGUCCUCUAAGUUUCUUAGAGGUCUCUCAUGUUCCACUAAAUACUCCAAACACCAGCUUACAGGUGGACUGUGCUCCUUCUUCUCCCUCCUCUCCUCACUCCUCACCUCAAAGUAUCAUCCUGGGCUUGAAAAAUCUUUCAAAAUGAAUGUUUCAUCUAAGCUAGUACCUUAAAAGACAAAAAAAUCCUUUUUGUCAUGUCUGUGUUUCCUAAUGUCAAAUAUUUCUAACUAAAGCUCCCUGUGUGCCACACAUCCUAUCUGUCUUUGAGUCACCAGUGUCACUGUGACAAUUUUCUACUCCAGGCUGAACUGUCUUUUCAAUCAUUUUAACUCACUGGAUUUUCUAUCUCCCUUCGCUAGAUUUCUGUGCCUUUGCUAACACUUAAAGCUUCUAUUUUCAGAUAGAGGAGAGGAUGUAGCAAAAAAGAAGUUUGGUUCACUUACUUUGGGGUAUUUUUUUCAGGCUUUGCCAGAUCCCACCUUUAGCUUUUAUUCUUUACUCUAAACAUGCUCUGCUGGGUGUACGUUCUUGAUUAUCUGACAUAAAUCCUGAUGACUCCUUUUUCAAUAUAGUGUAUAGUUAGAACUUAUGGACUAGGUAUUGGGGCAUUCAUUCUGUUGUGGCAAAAUUCUGUUUCUUCCUUAUAACUGUAGCAGACAGUUUCCAUUUUGUUGUCUGCCAUGCUGAUAAGCCAGCAAGGCCAAUGGCAAAGAACUUGUGGAUUUUCUGUAGCAAGAUUAACUUAAUGGGCAACAACUUCAGGAAACAAUCCAUAUCACUUCUGUAAUUGAUUAUUUUGAGGACUGGUGUUGGGUAUUUUUUAUUUCCUUUUAUUUUAUUUUAACAUUCUGUGCUUCAUUUGAUUUACUUUACACAUUGGCUAUGUGUGUAUUAUGUUGUACACAUGUAAUAUAACUACGGAUUAACAGUUUCAGUCUUUAGAUAACACAGAAGAAUUUUAAGUAGUUGGUCAAUCUUAGUUUGUUUCUAAGAGCUACAGAGUGAUGAUCAGUCUUAAAAAUCUGCCCAAAUAGAAAUCCAAGGACUUCAGAUUUCAUCUUUGUGCUAUUAGUUGAGUUUGAGGCUCCAAGAAUAUUUUGUAAAUAAUUUGUGAAUAUGUGCGUAUACUUGAGGGGAGAGAAAGGAGCAUUUGCAUCUCAGAAAUCUUCUGAAGCUUCUUUUCAACUUCUGCCUAAUCUGAAUACAAAUUUACAAAUGAGCAAUUUGCAUUCAGAUGUUCAGGACUGUCAAACUAUAUCAAUUGAUGGACAUUUAUAUACCAACUCCUCCCAGGUUACUUUGUUUUGCUGAGGAGCAAUAUCAUUUAAUGUCCUCUAGCAAUUUUGUUAUAUUUAUCAAAUUCAAAGAAAGGGUGUUGUUUAAGUAGGUCAGAUGUCUUAAUUUAGGUGCCAAUUGACAUUUAUACUUGCUUGUAAAACUUUUAUGGCUCCAGAUGUAUGAACAUUGCUUGAAAGCAUGCAAAUUAUUAGCUCCAGUUUUUAUGCUAUAUUUCUAGAUAAUAUUUAUCAUAGUUAAAUGUGAAUUUAUAGGGAUGAUAUUUUAAUGCAAGUCAAGUUUAGAAUAAUUCGUUUUAGACAGAAAUAGGUUUGGGUAGAAAAAAUCUCAUUGAACAUUAAACCUGCUUUUCUACUGAUCCAAUUCUAACAUUUCAGCUUAAUCUGAUAUCAAAAAGAACGAAAACCUACAGAUCCCGUUUACAGAUCAUACCUGGAACUAAAUGAUAGUUUCAAUUUUGGGAGAGUUCCAAUCAAAAUGAAAGUUAGAGAAAAAUCCCAAGUUAUCCCAGCUCUAAGUACUAACUAUAAUGAUACAGUAUUUAGCAGCAUAUGUCAGUGUGUGUAUAUAUAUAGCAGUGUAGCAAGGCAGAGUUUGAACUUUUACAGAAAAGAUUCUUUAUGACUUUGUAACUUCAGAGAAGUAAUGUACCAGGACAGAAAUAGAAAAAUAUAUACAAUCAUUUUGAUACAUUUGUGAAAUAAGUUUCACAGAACCUCAUAUUUUUUGUGCAAAAUGCCUUAAAUGACUUUCUGUAGGGCUAAUGCAAUUGAAUUUGUUUCUGUAUAUAGCCUUUUAUAGUAAUUACUUCAGAUGUAACGCUAGGCUUUUCUUUCCACUGCAAUCAUAUACAGCCUUACGAGUACUAGCAACAACAGACAAUGAAAGCUCUGCUUUAUUAGCUGUGAAUGCACUUUUGGUCCACUUGUAGACUGAGAGUUUGGAAGCAAGAAGUGGUGACAGUGCCAAGAGUGCCAAGACCUUCAUGAUGGGCAAUACCUGCAUUCUCUCAGGCUCGAAAUCCUUUCCCACCAACUCAUUUUCCUCUCACGCAAUCUGUCUUUAUGAAAACCGGCUGUGACUUAGGGCCUCAGGUCAUCCCACCAAGCACUAGGCACUUCAGGGAGCACAUCACCUUUCUAGAUCUCUACAGUUAGUCACAAGAUAUGGGCACCUGUGAAGAGGCUUACCUCUCUUCCCAUCACAGCCUGGGAUGACAAGGUUUGUCAUGUAAAAAUCUCACUUAAGUGCCUGGAGGUAGAUGCCACUGGUGAGAUAAGGGAUCCAGCCUUCACCCAGACUCUCUCCUGUCCUUCUCUUUGUUGGCCCAAUGGUGCCUCUUCAUGCCAGAGCUGGAGUCAGGAGCCUGGAGAAAGGUCUCAUCUGGGGAAGUCACAGUACAAUGACUUUGUUUCUGGACAAAUCAAUCCUGAUGUAACUAGACACACAACCAACAUGCAUUCGUUGUUCUGAAUGCUGCCCAAUGUUGUUACCUUUGCAUUCUUCCUUAUAAGUCAUUUGAACCAGUCAAAUAUCCUAGUUUCCAGCAGAAAAGGCGACUUCCUUCAAUAUGCAUAUGCACAAGGGAUGGAGCUUGUUUCCAAGACAAGUCUUUUCUGAAAUCCCAGAUGUCUUUCCAAGGCUGGUGAAAGCAGUGCACAGGGCUGAAGCUAGCUCAGAGAGUUAGCGAGGAUUAUGAUGCACAUAGCUGAAGGACAGAAAGCAAAUUACUACAAGUUCCUCCUCAAGAGUGAGGAACUGCGAUAAAGAUACCCUUUGGGCUUAAUCAUUAAUGCACUUAGUCAUUUGUCAGUCUCAGCCCUUACUGCAUCAAUGAAAGGAAAAUACACAUCUAAGAGGUCAGUAGAGAGAGUAAGGUUAAUAUAUACAGAUUAAUGCUGACAAACUGCUAACAGGCCUCCUGAAAAAUAACUUAUUGUUAUGACAGAAAUAACUUGUUAAAAGCUGAAAAAUAAUUAAAUGCAGCUUCUUCUGUAUCCCCCUCCAUCUCUUGGGUCUCCAUAAUGAGGAAAUCCUUUUUCAUUCCCCAUAAUGAGGAAAUACUUUUUCAUUCCCCAACAUACUUUUUGGGAGAUUGGUACUUGAAAUGUGGCAGAAACCAAAAGCCCUAGCUAUAAAGCACCCAUUCAGUGUCCAGUUUUCUGGGUCUCCUGCUCUUCCACUUUGUUUUCCUUUUUGCUUUUCUAAGAAUGGCACAUGCACACAGUAUAUGUCAGAAUGCAUCUCUCUGCCUGCAUGCACAUUUAUUUACACAUAUACAAAUAUAUAUAUAUAUAUAUCUCUAUAAAUACAGUCACAAACCAGUAAAUUUGAAGUGCAUAUGCUAUAAAAAAUAUUGGAAAGGCUCCAUGUGCCACAAUACUUGACACAUAAGCAAUGAGAAGAGUCUUAGGCAGGGACUUGUGCUUUAGAGAUGAUUAUACUUUGUGUCUCCAUAAAUGUUGUUGAAAUUUUCUGAAAUAUCUGUAAAAGGGUGAAUCUGCAGAACUUAAUUUGGCAACAUCUGCUGGUACUGGUAAGGAAAACAAAAAAAAAAGACAACUAUCCAGAUAAAACCAGCAAUGCAUACAGUAUCUCAUUCGUGGUAUUUUGGGGCUUUACUGAUAUGAAUGUCAUUAUUUUUUGGGUUUUAUUUGAACUUUAAAAAACAUGUAGAAGCUCACCAAGCUUUCAGAACACCUACCUCCUUCCUUUCAGACUACAAAUAUUGCUAAAUUAUGACUUUUCUAUAUUUAUGAAAGUAUGUUCCUUAAAAAUUAAUUGGGUAAAAUACAGAUGAUCAAAACCAUCAUCCUAGUUGGUGAGGGUUUUUUUAAAAAAUGGAAAUUCAUAAUGCAUGGAAAUUGGCUCUUACUUCUAAUGGUAUCACAUGACUCCCCCUUAAAUGAAUUACAGAUUUAUAAUCAUACUGCUACUGUCCAUCACUUAAGAAUGACAUGACUCAACAAUACCUGACGGAUUACCGCCACAGCCACGGGGUCUUUUUCAUUUCUUUCUUCUCCAUACACUUUCCUCCAGAAACUUUUGAUUAGUAGAAAUGCAUUCAGAUUUCCCCGUGGAUAAAAAGAAGGGAAGUGUUUGACAUUUUCAAGACAAUCUCAGACAGUACUGCUCGGCCCAUUGCUUUUCCAUUUCCCCCUGAGUCUUUAUGAAAUCCAGCGCAAAACAGUCAAUGUGAUUUUCACAAAGCAGUGAUCAGUAAUGUAAAUACCAUUUCUUGCUUCAAGACUUAUAAUGAAUUCUGUGUUUCUUAAGCUUGUUUCUUUCACAGUUUGUCAUGUCAAGGAUGUUAAAGAGGAUAUUUGGAAAUCACAGAACAGUUAAACCAUAAACCAUUGUGUUUCUGUCCAUUAGUAAGAAAAGUUUGACUGCAGGGAUACUUUGUUGGAAGGGUUGUAUUAACAGUCAUUUAC